AUGCACCCUGCACGUCAUCACACCUCAUCCUUGUUUUCUCCUUCGUUCUUUCUCUCCUGUUUAGUGGAUAUCGUUUACGCCCUAUCGAGCGAUCCUGGUGUUCGGGCUUUCCACCAAGCUGGACGCAACAGUGAAACGCCUCAAGUUAAUACGAGAGCACAGUCUGUCCCCAAUGCGGAUAACUUUCCCACACCAACAUUCCCUUGUGCUACGUCGUCUGCCGUGCCGAAGCCAUGUUCACUCAACCUACAAGUGCCCAUGCGUAAUCAUCCGCGUCUGAUGACGCCCGUGAUGGAACGGUCGGGCGAGAGUGGUUCCAUUCUUUUUAGUGCUCAGACACCUGGCUCUUCUCCUUCGCCUAUUCAAAUUGAUCAAUGUUUCACCGGUCGUGUUAUUCCAAGUCCGCAUUUUGAUAUUCCCACCACACGACAAAGUCCCUCUCGGACCCAGGUUCCGUUUGAGUUCCUUCGAAAAUCCAAUUGCCACAUUUCCGAUACGUCCACAUAUGACGAUGUAGCUUUUGUGUGAAAACGCCUGUUUUACAUAACACUUUGCAUUUACCCACUUCGAUUACUUUUUAUUAGCUGUUCAAUCCCUCUACAAUGAACUGGAUUUUCUAAUUUUCUCUCUGUGAGAGAUUCUGUGGCUUCCGAUAAUCAGAUCAAUUUAGUUCGGCUUUUUGUCAAACGUAUUGUCUCCAUUCCGUUUACUAAUUUGUUUUGUGCAUUUUUUCUGCUCGCUUCAGGACAAUCAAUGUUUUGCUGACGCCUUCCAUUCCACGCUUUACACAAUAUCGCCUUAUCUUUGAUUGGGUGAUAUUGUUGUUCCAUUUCACCAAGUUGUUUACUGCUUGACCGAAUGUCUUACGAAUGUUUGCC
Molecule: messenger RNA, 878 nt
Organism: Dicrocoelium dendriticum
Lineage: Eukaryota; Metazoa; Platyhelminthes; Trematoda; Plagiorchiida; Dicrocoeliidae
Source: the annotation of a GenBank genome assembly